Molecule: messenger RNA, 315 nt
Organism: Alternaria arborescens
Lineage: Eukaryota; Fungi; Ascomycota; Dothideomycetes; Pleosporales; Pleosporaceae
Exons: 2
Coding region: 1-315 (104 amino acids)
Source: RefSeq, a predicted model, not a curated record
AUGCCCAAGAUCGUCCGCCUCACGCUCUUCAAGAUCCCCGACCAAGACCUGGUCAAGGAAGCCAUCCAGAUGUACAACACUCUGGCCCAGGACGCGAAAAAGGACGGCAAGAACUACAUCCAGCUCGCCCAGGCCAACGCCACCUACGACGACCAGCGCAGCCAGGGCUACACACUACUCGCCCGUUGCAUAUUCGAGUCCAAGGAGGACAUGGACUUUUACGACAACCAGGAUGAGGCACAUGCUAAGAUCAAGGCGCAUUUUAAGCCAAAGGUCAACUCGCCGCCGCUAGUCAUCUACUCGGACAUGUCGUAG